This is a messenger RNA of Amphiprion ocellaris (clown anemonefish), 3276 nucleotides long. RefSeq names its product zinc finger protein 319. NCBI's taxonomy places the organism in Eukaryota, Metazoa, Chordata, Actinopteri, Pomacentridae. The transcript has a single exon. The coding region runs from base 1 to 1764 and encodes 587 amino acids. The record is from RefSeq and is a predicted model, not a curated record.
AUGACAGAGGCGUGGCAGCAGCAGCAGCAACAUGCAGUGGCUCCACCCUCUGUUGUGCACACGCUCCCCCAGGGGACCGACAACCCUCUGGGCUGCACUGUGUAUGGAGUGGUUCUGCAGCCAGAUGCCUCCCUGCAGCAGCCCCAGCACGGCCAGCAGCUCGCCGUUCAAGCCCAGCAGCCCUCCAUGCAGGUAGGGGGCGAGAGAGGGCACAAGUGUGGAGCCUGCGGCCACGACAUCUCUCACCUGGCCAACCCCCACGAGCACCAGUGCAUGGUGAGCCAAGACCGGUCCUUCCAGUGCACGCAGUGCAUGAAGAUCUUCAGCCAGGCGACGGACCUGCUGGAGCAUCAGUGUGUUCAGGUGGAGCAGAAGCCUUUCGUGUGUGGAGUCUGUAAGAUGGGCUUCUCGCUGCUCACCUCCUUGGCUCAGCACCACAACUCGCACGGCAACGGAAACAAUCCAAUGAAGUGUUCCAUCUGCGAGAAAACUUACCGUCCCGGUUCUGGAAACGUCACCCCGACCUCGUCAGCUGCCAACCCCCAGCAGCCCUCCACCGGAGAGACGUCCGGUGGCGGCGCCGCCAUCAGUGCCUCGUCUCCUCCUGCGUUUGAGGCGUCUGCGCCAGACCGGCCAUACAAGUGCUCAGUGUGCCAUAAGUCCUUUCGGCAUUUGUCAGAGCUGACCCGCCACGAGAGAAUACACACUGGUGAAAAGCCAUACAAAUGUGACACAUGUGAUAAAAGCUUCAGCCAGUCCUCACAUCUGGCGCAUCACCAGCGUACACACAGCUCCGAGCGGCCGUACAAGUGUGCGGUGUGCGAGAAGAGCUUUAAACACCGCUCUCACCUCGUGCGGCACAUGUACGCUCACUCGGGCGAGCACCUUUUCAAGUGCAAUUUGUGUGAGAUGCACUUUAAAGAGUCAUCUGAGCUUUUGCACCAUCAAUGCCAGCCAGAAGGGGAGAGGCCGUUCCGCUGCGGUUCGUGUGGAAAAAGCUUCAAGCGGCCGUCAGACCUGCGGCAGCACGAACGCACCCACUCCGAGGAGCGACCUUUCCAGUGCGAGGAAUGCCAGAUGAGCUUCAAACAGCAGUACGCUCUCGUACGCCACCGACGCACUCACAAAAACCCCGCCGAUCGUCCUUUCAAGUGCAAUCUCUGCGAUAAGGGCUUCCUCCAGCCGUCCCACCUGCUCUACCACCAGCAGGUUCACGGGAUGGAAAGUCUGUUUAAGUGUGCAUCCUGCCAGAAGUCUUUCAGCCAAUCGGGAGAACUGCUGCGGCACAAAUGUGGCGGCGAAGUGGAGAAACCGUACAAGUGCGACGUGUGCGGCAAAGGUUACAAAAAGAAUUCGACGCUGCAGCGCCACCAGAACUCUCACUGCACGGAGAAGCCGCUGAAAUGCUCCCUGUGCGACAAGCGCUUCGUUUCAUCCUCCGAGUUCGUGCAGCACCGAUGCGACCCGACUCGGGAGAAGCCGCUGAAAUGUCCCGACUGCGAAAAGCGUUUCAGGUACUCGUCCGAGCUGCAGCGCCACCGCCGAGUCCACACGGGGGAGAAACCGUUCAAGUGCGCCAGUUGCGACAAGAGCUUCAAGCAGCGCGAGCACCUAGCCAAGCACCAGAGCGUGCACUCGCGGGAGACGCAGUUUAAGUGCGUGUGGUGCGGCGAGCGCUUUGUCGACCUCACGGCUCUGCAGGAGCACACGGUCCAGCACACCGCCGAGGGCGAGAGCUUCCCCGAAGCUCCCUGCAUCCCAUGAACUGAGCUGCUCCUCGGCUCGGGGCAGCAAACGUGACAUUCAAAGUGUGCCAGCCUCCGCUCACCCAUUUGUAGUUUCUAACAUGCUCCCAUGAAUUAUGAUUUCUAGUAAUUUUAAGACUCAAUUUAUCCUCACCCUUUGUUGAAUAAAAGGCAAAUAGACAGCGGGGAUUAGCGUCCCUCUACUUAUUUUGGAACAAGGAAAAACUUGAACAGAGUGGAAAAAGAUGUAAAAUGUGGCAAGAUCUGGGUUUUGUUUAGAGCGUGGGACCUUAUUCUGUGGUUGCAUGUGGUCGUCUGUUGUGUAACCGUCAGUUCUGUUGUCGAGAAGGAUGGCGAGAACGUCCAGACGGUUGUCCGUGUGUGCUCAUGUGUAGGCUCCUCUGCAAUCCAUGUGCCUUUUAUUUUCUUUUUUCGUCUGUUUUUUAACCGAUCACUCACUUUGUGUUUGAUUUCAUGUCCAGUAUAGCCGAAAGAGAAACCCUCCCACCCAGCGGCUGGCUUGUGCAGCAGUAUCUUUUCACAUACUAGGUCUUAGGUAGUAUCAUCUGUUUGUGCAUGAAUAUUUAUCACACUUUAAUAUCACUGUUGUAUUAUAGGUUUGGUUUAUUUAGGAAAACAUCCUAAGAAGAUGAAGAAAAAACAAAAACAAAGUGGAUUUGUGAAAAUGUAAAGCCAAUGUCCUAUGAAAUCUGUGUUGUUGCAUCUUUGUAUUAAAACAAAUGGCAUCUAGGUAACUAACCCCUACCUAUUAUGUCAUACAAACACUUGACAUGUGCAAUAGAACAUGCACAAUGUAAUAUUUAUGACUACUGAUUCAUGGCAUAGUCUACUCUGUUAUAUUAUAGAUUGUGUGUAUACGCUAUGUAAACAUUGAAAACUGUAUAGUGCUUAUGUUACCUGCUUUUCUAUUCACUAUGAAUGAGCUUGCCAUAUUUUGCAAGCAAUUUAGUUUCAUUUCCAGAAAGAUUUAACCUGACAAGACUUCAAAGCAUUAUGUUGCUCACUUGCCACAAACUAGCUGCAUUAGUUACUGUGCGAUAGAUCUAACAAAAGUAAUACUAUUAUUAUUAUUACUUCUUUCAGUUUGUUUUUUGGAGAAUUGGCCUUUUCACAGGAUUUUAGCCUCCAGACAUUCAGCAGAUUAAUCCGAGUAGCCUCAAAGUUGCCACUUAUGUUGUUGGUUUAUACCAGGGAUAAAGUUGAAAAGAAAAAAAAUGUGUGUACUUUAGUUUACCGUGUGGAUUUCUAUAUUCUGUACAAUCUUUGCAGUAUAUUUAAAAGAGGGUUUUUGGAGUUUAAAAAGAGUCAUGGACUAAGGGAAUUGGACGCUGAUGGGGUGGGGAUGGACGGGGGACUGUGUGCCAUGAUUUAAAAUCCUGGUGAGUCUGCUUCAAAAGCUCCUGAUGGAGGUGUGUGAGUGGAAUGAAGCACUGAUUUACACAUAUGGAUAUCAAUAUAGACUCCUGUUCAUACUGUAUACAGACAAUUAAAAUAAACCAACCUUAUGACA